AAUCGAUCCUGUCUCUAAUGAUGCAGGCAGAGGAUAGGAAGAAAAUAAAACUGAGUGUGAGUUCCAGCAAAGGCGUGGCGGAGGAAUAUUGUCUAAGAGUGAGUAGGCCUGGACCGACCGCACCCGAGCUCUUGAGCAUAUCCUAACCCCAUACCGAAGCCUGAUACAGUGGGGGAAAAAAGUAUUUAGUCAGCCACCAAUUGUGCAAGUUCUCCCACUUAAAAAGAUAAGAGGCCUGUAAUUUUCAUCAUAGGUACACGUCAACUAUGACAGACAAAUUGAGAAAAGAAUAUCCAGAAAAUCACAUUGUAGGAUUUUUUAUGAAUUUAUUUGCAAAUUAUGGUGGAAAAUAAGUAUUUGGUCACCUACAAACAAGCAAGAUUUCUGGCUCUCACAGACCUGUAACUUCUUCUUUAAGAGGCUCCUCUGUCCUCCACUCGUUACCUGUAUUAAUGGCACCUGUUUGAACUUGUUAUCAGUAUAAAAGACACCUGUCCACAACCUCAAACAGUCACACUCCAAACUCCACUAUGGCCAAGACCAAAGAGCUGUCAAAGGACACCAGAAACAAAAUUGCAGACCUGCACCAGGCUGGGAAGACUGAAUCUGCAAUAGGUAAGCAGCUUGGUUUGAAGAAAUCAACUGUGGGAGCAAUUAUUAGGAAAUAUAACUUUUUGGUAAAAACUCAACUCGUCGUGUUUGGAGGACAAAGAAUGCUGAGUUGCAUCCAAAGAACACCAUACCUACUGUGAAGCAUGGGGGUGGAAACAUCAUGCUUUGGGGCUGUUUUCUGCAAAGGGACCAGGACGACUGAUCCGUGUAAAGGAAAGAAUGAAUGGGGCCAUGUAUCGUGAGAUUUUGAGUGAAAACCUCCUUCCAUCAGCAAGGGCAUUGAAGACUUACAGAAAAUGUUUGACCUGUGUCAUUGCCAACAAAGGGUAUAUAACAAAGUAUUGAGCAACUUUUGUUAUUGACCAAAUACUUAUUUUCCACCAUAAUUUGCAAAUAAAUUCAUAAAAAAUCCUACAAUGGGAUUUUCUGGAUUUUUUUUUUCUCAUUUUGUCUGUCAUAGUUGACGUGUACCUAUGAUGAAAAUUACAGGCCUCUCUCAUCUUUUAAGUGGGAGAACUUGCACAAUUGGUGGCUGACUAAAUACUUUUUUCCCCCACUGUAUAUUGACACAUAUUUACAAUACAUAUAUGAAAUAUAUAUGUACUAAUAUUUGAAAUAAAUAUAUCUAAAUACAUUUAUUACUCAUAUGUCACAGAUAUUUCAUAAAUAUAUUUGAUUUUGUCCGUUUCUAAAUAUGUUUUAAUAUUUUUGACAUAUCUAAAUAUAUUUAAUUGUCUUAUCCAUAUGUGGUAGUAUGCAUUUUACAAACAUGUGCUAUUCAUAUAUUUUAUAUGUAUUUGUUGAAAAUGUAUUUCACAGUAUGCAUAAUUAUUUAUAGUCAAUAUCUAUAUAUGAAUAAUACAUUUUUUAUAUAUGAGUAAUACAUAGUUCAUAAUAUAUGGUUAUAUGUUCCAGAAAUGUAAUUAAAUGCAUGUCAAAUGCAAUAGAAAAAAGGCACACAACACAAACAAUUAAGACUAGAAAAUGUAUUGUUUCCCUUUGUGAGCUCCGAAAGUCACUGUAAGGUUGCAUCUGAAAAACUAAAUAUAAUGUACAAAUUACCUCUGUGCACUUAUUAUCUGUAUUUGAAAAUAAGGUCUUUAAACACGUUAACAGUUACACUGAGGCUAAUGCGACAGAGUCAGUGGAAAAACAAUCCACACAGGGUGAAGAAUUCUUACCUUCGUCAGUCACACUGCAUGUUAUUGUGGCACGCUAAAGGAGCUAACGUUAGCUAGCUAACUAGCUGUGUUAGCUAUCUUGGUGAAAACUCUUGCUUUCUAGGCAGUUAAAUAAAAUAUCUUCAUCUGUCACCCACCAGGUAAAAAACAUAUUUUAAAUCAAUGUUAUGAUUAUAUAAUCAAAUAAAAUGCCAUUAUCCAUGAGGAAGAUUUUUGCCAGCUGCUCUUCUCAUCCUCAGCUGCUCUUCUCCUCAUCUGAAGAAAAUUCAAAAUUGCAGCGGCUGCUCUGUCAGUUGGAGGCGAGGAUGGGGGGCGACCCGGGAGCAUUUCAAAUUGUGAUUGACAUCUCGGGAGAAAUAUGUUCUAAAUUCAUGUCUCUUUUUGAAAUAAACAUAGCUAAUCUUAUAAGUGGCAAUAGCUGCAUAAUUUAUUUUAACUUUUGCAUGCAAACCCCACUCUUUGAACCUAAUGCCAAGGUACAAGAGGUCAAUAUACUCAACAUUACAAUUCAGCAUAAUAUAGUGCAUUCGGAAUGUAUUCAGACCCCUUGACUUUUUCCACAUUUUGUUACAUUACAACAUUCUAAAAUGGAUUCAAUUUUUUUUCCCUCAAUCUACACACAAUACCCCAUAAUGACAAAGCAAAAACAGGUUUCUACAUUUUUUGCAAAAAAAAUGAAAUCACUUUUACGUAAGUAUUCAGUGAAGAGGACACUCCGGGAUGUUGACCUUCUAGGCAGAGCUGCAAAGAAAAAGCCAUAUCUCAGACUGCCCAUCUUAAUCUUUUAUUUUUAUUGGCCAGUCUGAGAUAUGGCUUUUUCUUUGCAACUCUGCCUAGAAGGUCAGCAUCCCGGAGUCGCCUCUUCACUGUUGAUGUUGAGACUGGUGUUUUGCGGGUACUAUUUAAUGAAGCUGGCAGUUGAGGACCUGUGAGGCGUCUGUCUCUCAAACUAGACAUGUAUUUGUCCUCCUGCUCAGUUGUGCACUGGGGCCUCCCACUCCUCUUUCUAUUCUGGUUAGAUCCAGUUUGCGCUGUUCUGUGAAGGGAGUAGUACACAGCGUUGUACGAGAUCUUCAGUUUCUUCGCAAUUUCUCGCAUGGAAUAGCCUUCAUUUCUCAGAACAAGAAUAGACUGAUGAGUUUCAGAAGAAAGUUCUUUGUUUCUGGCCAUUUUGAGCCUGUAAUCAAACCCACAAUUGCUGAUGCUCCAGAUACUCAACUAGUCUCAAGAAGGCCAGUUUUAUUGCUGCUUUAAUCAGCACAACAGUUUUCAGCUGUGCUAACAUAAUUGCAAAAUGGAUUUCUAAUGAUCAAUUAGCCGUUUAAAAUGAUAAACUUGGAUUAGCAAACGCAACGUGCCAUUGGAACACAGGACUGAUGGUUGCUGAUAAUGGGCCUCUGUACGCCUAUGUAGAUAUUCCAUUAAAAAUCUGUAGUUUCCAGCUACACUAGCCAUUUACAAUAUUAACAAUGUCUACACUGUAUUUCUGAUCAAUUUGAUGUUAUUUUAAUGGACAAAAAAAUUGCUUUUCUUUCGAAAACAAGGACAUUUCUAAGUGACCCCAAACUUUUGAACGGUAGUGUAUAUACUGUAUAAAUCACAGGACAAUCAUGUUUUUGACUGCACUGGGCCUUUAAGUAAAGUGUUUCUCAAGUUCUUAAAUCUUAAUUUUCCCAGUUUCUCACAGCAGGAAAAUAAUCCUGCAGCAACAGGACAUUAUUAUGUAGAUUAUAAUGAAUGGACAUUGUUGUAUGGGUUGAUAAAAAAAAAAAUGUGUUGGGGUAAAUCAAUUCUCACAUUUUAAAGUGGAAAUGACUAACUUUGAAGCCCUUUAAACCUUGAAUACACAACAAUUUGCAUUUCCUGCUGUGCAGGAAAAUUCUCGGAGACAACAGUGACCAAAUUUAAGAUCCUAUACCUGUAGCAACUGUUUCAUUUCAGGAGCGACCAAAAGAGGACGCAGCAAAAAUGAAGAACAAAGUGACCAGCGCUCAAGGUAAACUCUGGAAAUGCUACUAAUCACAACAAUCAGAUCAUAACUGAAUACUAAAGUACUACUGGUAAUUGAUAUGAAUGCACAGAGUAUGUUUUUUAAAGUGAUAUCAAAUGAUAAUGGCUGACAAAUGCUAUGUACUGUAGAGUACUGACCAAAUAUUUACACACAGGGAUUCUCCAUUGAGCAAGCUUUUUAGACUAGGACUAGGCUUAAUGUGUGUCCGGGAAUCUGGCUCGUGGUGUCAUAAGAAGAGAUGUAACUCAGAUGAUUAUGGUGUGGUGUGGCAGCAGUGAGCGGUAAGAGGAAGGCCUGGUCGUGGGAUCAGUACCUGGGAGAGGAGAAGGCCAUAGCAGUUCCCCUCAGACUGUUCACUGAGGUAAGCAUCACCUUCAUCAACCAGUAGGUCUGUCUACUACUAUAGCCUGACUUGAGAGUCCUAUACAUUACAAUGAAAAAUGUUGCUAAAGAAAAUGAAAACAAAUGUUCAGGUAGUCCCUCCAUGUUUGUCUGUUUUCAGUCCGAGAUGUAAUUUACUGAACUAGAAUACAGGCCAAUAAAGCUAUGAUUUGCAUUUAAAGGCCAUAAGCCAACUGCGUGACGUUAAACAUGGUCUGUUGAUUUAAAAGGAAGGAAGGAUGUUGGGGACUUUGAACUACAGUACAUAGUUUACGGUACUAUGCAAAGCUACACUAUAUAUACAAAAGUAUGUGGACACCCCUUCAAAUUAGUAUAUUUGGCUAUUUCAUCCACGCCCAUUGCUGACAGGUGUAUAAAAUCGAGCACGCAGCCAUGCAAUCUCCAUAGACAAACAUUGGCAGUAGAAUGACCUUACUGAAGACCUCAGUGACUUUCAAUGUGGCAUCGUCAUAGGAUGCCACCUUUCCAACAAGUCAGUUUGUGAAAUUUCUGCCCUGCUAGAGCUGCCCCGGUCAACUGUAAGUGCUGUUAAUGUGAAGUGGAACGUCUAGGAGCAACAACGGCUCACAACAACCCUGCACAAGCUCACAGAAUCGUCUGUCCUCGGUUGCAACACUCACUACCGAGUUCCAAACUGCCUCUGGAAGCAACGUCAGCACAAUAACUGUUCGUCGGGAGCUUCAUGAAAUGGGUUUCCGUGGCCGACAAGCCGCACAUAAGGCUUUACAUUUUUAUUUGCACUUUUACCCCUUUUUUCUCCCCAAUUCUGUGAUAUCCAAUUGGUAGUUGGGCUUGUCCCAUCGCUGCAACUCCCCUAGCGUUUUCCUGGCAUCCGCCAAACCCAGAUUCGUCUGUCGGACUGCCAGAUGGUGAAGCGUUUCCACUGCUCCAGAGACCAAUUGCGGCAAGCUUUACACCACUGCAGCCGAAGCUUGGUAUUGCGCAUGUUGAACUUAGGCUUGAGUGCUAGGCCUCCCGAGUGGCGCAUCGGUCUAAAAGCCAUCCCAGAAGAGUGGAGGCUGUUAUAGCAGCAAAGGGGGGACAAACUGGAAUGAGAUGUUUGAUGAGGUGUCUACAUACUUUUGGUCAUGUAGUGUAUCUUCUCCAAGUGAUUUAAUGUGAAUUUAUUUUAUGUAUUUUUUUAGUACAAAGCAAAUUGCAACCAAUUGUCCUUGAUGAAAUAGGGAAAGUAUCUCAGUAGCUGGAGUUGUAGAUCACACAGACAGAUUUCAAAUGAGAGGAGGAGGAGCUAAAAUCACAGAUCCUCCCCUUUCCUACUGCUUUUCUGCAGGACUGAUUUCUAAUGGGCCGACGGGGGCCUGCAAAACAGAUGACAACCCCACUGUGUGCGUGUGAUGGACACCAGGAUGUCCCCAUUGUUUCUAAUGACUGUCCAUUUGAGGACGGUCACAGCACAACUAUUAGACCCGCAGUGUAGAUUAAUCAAGGUUUUGAGACUUACCCCCCCCCCCCCCCCCCCCCCCGGCGUAUUAAUUUUUCUAUGAAGGGAUUUGACAGGACAUCUGUUCCGUUGGAGGCACAAACACCCAUUUCCACGGCAACUGCGCUGCCGAGACACACUUGAGCGUGGCGGUCCAGCAGCCAUGAAAAUGCAAACACAAUAAUGUUAUGUUUCCUAGUAAAUGUAUAGGUUUGGGUUUUCUACAGAGGAUAUCUUUUUCUUAAAUCAACAUUUGGGUUUAUUCUCCUGCUUUCCUGUUGGUCGCUUCGUUCUUUCCUUGUUCUCUGUUCUUCACACUCUGUCCUUCAUUGUCUCCAUCACACGCUCUCUCGCUCCCUUCCUCUCAUGUACUUUUCUCUCUGUAUGUCCUUUGCUGUCUCCCUCACGCUUUCUCACUCUUACGCUCUCCUUCCUCUCCCCAACUCUUGUCUCACUUUAUCUUCGUCUCUCUCUCCCUCCAUUCCAGGCCCAGUCAUUCCCCCCCAGCAGAAGUGGCUUCAAGGCUGGGAUGAGGCUGGAGGGGAUCGACCCUCUCCACCCAUCCAUGUUCUGCGUCCUGUCUGUGGCAGAGGUGAGCUCCAGACCAGCCUCAACCCAGUAUGAUGGGCAUGUCUCACACUUUAACUGGGUCUGUGAUUGAAGUCCAGGCAGCGUUGUUGUGGGUGGAGGAAAUUCUCAUCCUUAACUGUUACUGACAACGGCCUUGGUAGUUUUGUGUUGUCAAUUUGCUUUUGAUGCCAUCCCUUUUUGUGUUAAAAUUGUCACGAGUCAAGACCUAAGCACUUUGAAUGUGCGUAUCACAUCGACCACUUUCCAAAUGUACAAGAUUGACAUUAGCUGUCGCUGUUGUAUUUCCAUCAGCAAAAAUCGAAUUGUAUGGAAAGUCUCUUUAUAAUUCACAGUGGAACAGAAACCAACUGUUAAGCGCAAGGCCCUGCAAGUAGCCUACUGCAAUAGUCAUGGGAUGAUGGAGGGGAAUGACGUAAUGCCGUGAUGUUUGGGAUAGGGACCGCAUGCACAUUCAUACAUAAACUGCAUUUUGUUUUUCAAAGGUGAUUGGCUACCGAUUGCGUCUCCACAUCGACGGCUACUCUGAAUGCUAUGACUUCUGGGUAAACGCCGACUCUGCCGACAUCAGGCCAGCCGGAUGGUGUGAGUCGACAGGACACAAGCUCCACCCACCAAAAGGUGAUCUAAAGCAGAUCAACAUAAUGUUACCCUUUUCUCUUUUCACUGUGACUCGUGACAAUCGUGCUGACCCAAACCAAACUGCAGGCUUGGAUAUAUUAUUUUCACGUGGUCCUUGUCAACAUGAUUCAAGGCGAGCAACUAUGGUGGAUUCGUAGCCAGAACAGCUUGGUUCGUCUUAGCUCAGUUCGGCUCAGUAGUGUGAAAGGUCCCUUCAGCUGUUCACUUUUGUCUGUUUGAUAUAAUGGUAUUGCUUCUGUGUAAGAGCUUGUGCGUGUUUAAUCCUAACGGAAUAGGCUUCAGCACAUAACAGGAGAAUGGUCUUUAAACUAUGCAUUGUUGAUUUUUCUUACAAGGGCCUCAUGUCAUUUCCACACCAUCAGCAUGUAUUGCUAAUACACGGCAGUCUGUUGCGAAUAAUGUAAUGUACCUGGCACAGCAAUAUUUUCCACAACCCCAAUCACAUUUGUUUUCUCUCUCCUUUCUUUUCUUUCUCUCUCCUUUCUUUCUCCCCCCUUCCUAUUUCUCUGCACUAUUUUUUUUUUUUUUUCAGGCUACAACGAAGUCGAGUUUAACUGGGAGAAAUACCAAGAGUCUUGCAAUGCUCCAGCUGCACCACAGAAUCUGUUUAAAUCCCAUAACAGUGUAAGUGCUUGGUCGGGGUGCGGGAGUCAACAGAAGCUUAGUGCUACUUUCUUCUGUAAGGACGCCUGGGGCCAAAAGCUGACCUUCAUUCACACAACAGAACAGAACAAUGUGUCCCAGUGGCUGUUGUAAAGCUCCCUCCACACUGUGUCAGAGAAACACUGCUUUACUUCCUGUAGUUUUUUACAGUGACAAAAGCUCAAAUACAGAUUGACUGAGAGGUACUGUAUGACUUUAAUGAAGGGAAUUGAUUGACGUAUAGGACGAUAUAUUUUUGAGUUGCACCCCCAGACCAGCCUGAAUUCGUUGGGGCAUGAACUCUACGAGGUGUCGAAAGCGUUCCACACGGAUGCUGGCCCGUGUUGACUCCAAUGCUUCCCCACAGUUGUGUCAAGUUGGCUGGAUGUCCUUUGGGUGGUGGACCAUUCUUGUUACACAUGUGAAACUGUUGAGUGUGAAAAACCCAACAGCGUUGCAGUUCUUGACACCAACCGGUGCGCCUGGCACCUACUACCAUGCCCCGUUCAAAGGCACUUAAAUAUUUUGUCUUGCCCAUUCACCCUCCGAAUGGCACACGUACACAAUCCAUGUCUCAAUUGUCUCAAGGCUUAAAAAUCCUUCUUUAACCUGUCUCCUCCCCUUCAUCUACACUGAUUGAAGUGGAUUUAACAAGUGACUCUCAAGCUUUUAGGGCAGAAUCAGUGUAUGCUAUUUGAAUAUUUACUCAAACCCUCCAUUGACAUGAAUGCAUGAUUUCCACUUAGUCAAAGAAUUGAGCCCCUACUGAUGUGUGUCCACAGACCACGAGCACUACUAAGUUUCAGGUGGGCAUGAAACUGGAGGCAGUGGACAGGAAGAACCCAUGCCUGGUGUGUGUGGCCUCAGUGGCCGACAUCGUGGACAAUCGCUUCCUGGUUCACUUCGACAACUGGGACGACACCUACGAUUACUGGUGAGACACCCAUCAUUCAGUUCAAACUGUUUUCCAUUCUUUUGAAAUGAGCUUUUUUGUAAGUUGAUGAGAAAUUGGAAAAUAAAAUGUCCACACUGUGUGUUUAUGUGUGCGGGGGGAAAAACUUCAACAGAACUCAUUCUGUUUCCUCAGUUUGAAACGUGCUUUUGUAUGUUUGCUUCCUGGUUUCUACCUUGACUGUUAAAUGAAGUCCGUUGUGGAAAUCAAACCUGAGUUUGAGAAGGUGUUUUCAUCAAGUUCUAGCCAGAUGAGAUAUGCGUUCAACAUUUGUUUCCUGAUUGUUUAGUGUCAGUAAUUGAUAUAUUACACCUUAGUGUUGUUUUGAAACUGAUGUUCUAUUGUGUGUGUGUGUGUAUAUAUGUAUGUGUAUAUAUAUAUAUACACACUGAGUGUACAAAACAUUAAGAACACCUUCCUAAUAUUGUGUUGCACCCAGUCAGUCUGUCAUGGAAAGAGCAUGGAAUGUUUUGUACACUCAGUGCAUAUAGGUUUGUUACAUAUAGAGUGAUGUAUAGAACAACAGUAAAGAGUGUGUGCAUGCGUGCGGGUGUGCACGUGUGUGUGCAUGAUCUUCGUGUGUGUACAUGUAUGAUCUUCAAUUCCAGUACUGUCAUCAGUGAAUCGGUGACGAUUUACCUGCUUAUUGCGAAGAGGAGUUUGAUUACAUAGCAUGUGACUCAUGACCCAAUUCAUCCAGUGAAAAGCCUGACGUGGGAGAAAAACAGAAGCUGUGUAAUUAGAUAAGAUGUAAUUGUUGAAGAGGAGAACUGACAGUCUUCUCUGUUUUGUUCUCAGAGCUGCCUGGCUGAGACAUUUUGCAGCGGGUAUUUUAUUUGUCCUUUUUCUUCCUUUUUCAUGUCUCAUACUGAGACUUUCCAAGAGGAGAAGCUCCUAUCCUCCUUACUACUUACAAAGACAUGCAGAAAUCAUGGGUCGCCACAGCUCAUUGCAGUCACACGCACACAAUCAACAUGUACACCUACACUCUGUUUAACGUACACACAGGCACAACACGCUUGCAUGCUCACACUUUCACACACACACACACACCUCGCACACAGAUUCACUCGCAGCCACUCCACUACGCUCACCAGAGAGCAUGUACGGGACAGCAAUCAGGGAAUCCUUCACUUCACGUAACCCCAUGAUUGGCUAAUCACACACGUUCACAAAAAACACAUAUACAUACACACACACACCCCUCGCACACAGAUUCACUCUCUCAGCCACUCUGCUAUGCUCACCAGAGAGCAUGUACGGGACAGCAAUCAGGGAAUCCUUCACUUCACGUAACCCCAUGAUUGGCUAAUCACACACGUUCACAAAAAACACAUAUACAUACACACACACCCCUCUCACACAGAUUCACUCUCUCAGCCACUCUGCUAUGCUCACCAAAGUGCAUUUGUGGGAUUUUUUGUCAACUUAUUGGGCCCAAGGGACAGCAAUCAGGCAAGCCUUCACUCUGUACACCUCAUGAUUGGCUAUUUUCAUAUUUAAAUUUUUAUUUAUUGACUUUUUACCCCUUUUUCUCCCCAAAUUCGUGAUAUCCAAUUGGUAGUUACAGUCUUGUCCCAUCGCUGCAACUCCCAUACGGACUCGGGAGAGGCGAAGGUCGAGAGCCAUGCGUCCUCGAAACACGACCCUGACAAGCCGCACUGCUUCUUGACACUGCUCGCUUAACCCGGUAGCCAGCCGCACCAAUGUGUCGGAGGAAACACUGUACAACUAGCGACCGUGUCAGCGUGCAUGCUCCCGGCCCGCCACAGGAGUCGCUAGAGCGCGAUGGGAAAAGGACAUCUCGGCCGGCCAAACCCUCCCCUAACCCGGACGAUGCUGGGCCAAUUGUGCGUCGCCUCAUGGGUCUCCCGGUCGCAGCCGGCUGCGACAUAGCCCGUGAUCAAACCCGGAACACCCACUCAUUUUUAGCAUACAAAUUUCAGCAACAAGCUGGUCGCGUGGUUCCAAAUGUUGAAAAUGUACAAACAUCUCCUGGAUUAACCAUUAAUUCAAAAGAUUAGAAAUAGCAUUUUGAACAUGGCGGUUGUUGGUUGGGUGAGGUGUUGCAUUUCCAAUUUCUGUUAGCUAGCUAAGUUACCAGACACAGCCCUAAAAUAAACCAUGAAAUCUGUUAGCAAACACAUAAUGGCACUCAAUAGCACUGUCACAGGUGCAUCUGACCAAAUUUCGUGAGAUAUUACCUCUGGGUUAACCGAGACAAGUCACUUCAGAACAGACCCAGGGUCUGUUUCUGUGGCGGUAGAAACGCUAAGGCUCAUGGUUAGUCGUUUUUUGGUGCUCUUUAAUUCUUCAAAGUCUAAGCCGUUGGGGUGGUGGGUUUCUAUGCUGACACAUGGACUGUUUUUAAGGUCAUACUAUGGAUCAUUUAGCUAUUUGAUUUGGAAUUUUAUGACCCCUUUAGGUAUAAAUAAAUAUAGAAAAUAUUGAAUUGAGCUUUUACUACUAUAGCCCAGAGAAAUGCAUUGAAUAACACAUUCAUAAAUGGCAAAAAAGCCAGUCAAAAAAUGAAUCGUAAGAAACACGGUUUUGAAGUGUUUGUCCUGUAUCUAGGAGAUAUAAGAAAACUCUGGAAAUAUAUCUAUAUAUUUUUUGGUACACACAUUUAACCCCCUUUUUGGGUAGGCACAAAACUACCUUCAUACUUCCAUAACAAAAUGUAAACCGGUACCGGUUACCUUCAGACACGUCCAGUGACACUUGUUGGGGUCAUAGAGCAAAACGUGAGAGCCUCCCCUUUCCAUAGAGUGGUCAUAAUAGAUUUUAGGUCAAACCGUUCGGACGAGGGGUGGGGUGACCAUGUUUUAAAACAGGAUGAUUUAGCGGGACAGUGUAGCCACUGAGAUGCAGUGCCUUCGACCACUGCGCCACUCGGGAGCCCAUGACAAGAGCUGGAACAAAGAUUAUGGAUAUACUGACAAGAUGCAGGUUUCUCCGCCCUAACAAUGCUUCAGACGGCUUUGUGGGUCAGCUAAUACAGGGCUAGUAAAGGCCAAGUGCACUACUUUUUUGUGAGGAACUUUUUUUUUUUUUACCAAAAAAAACCCCUGAUUUUUCAGAGGGUGCUGCUCCUCAGCACCCCUACUUCCUGCGGCUAUGACUGCUCUAGCUUUACCACCUUUCACCACCGACAUCGGCGGAUGCGGUGGAUUGAGACGCAUCCAAUGCAAAAAACAUAUCUAUAGCUUAAACUGACAGAUUUUGAUGGGGAUUUUAAAAAUAUGUUACUUACAUUGACGCACCGGUGCGUCAAUCGACUCUAGGGGGUUAAAACCAGGAACCAACUGUGAAAACAAGACUUCUCAACACAGGUUGAAACAAUCAUAACCGAUGGGCACUACAUCAACAUACAAAUUGUUUUGCAAUCUCUGGAGAAAAUAGAACGUCAAAGUUGCACAGUAACAUCGCUAUCGCUAAUUUUUAAUACCAACACGGGUUGCGUGGAUUGAGAAUCUAUUUCCAGAACCUCUCGUCAGAGCCCUAUUGCAAUAUUCUCCCGGUCACAAACCGGGUUUUGUAAAUGGAAAUUGCAUGUACAGGUUAUUGUAUUGUGCUACCCCAGGAGGAUUGAAAUCAAAUGAAAAUUGUACGUGUGUGUAUAGUUGAGGAAGUGUGUCUAUGUAGGAAGAUAAUGUACAGUAUGCUGUGGUUAAGUGUGUGUGUGUGGUUUAGUUUAUUAGGAUCCCCAUUAGCUACUGCACAUGCAGCAGCUACUCUUCCUGGGAUCCACAUAAAACGUACAAAUACAUGACAAAGUACAGAACACUAAUAGACAAGAACAAUAUAAGAUAUGACAUGAAAUUCAAAGUAAAUAAGAAAUAAAAUUAGAGUAAUUGUGUGUGUGUGUGUUUUAGGUGUGAUGCUAGCAGCCCUUACAUCCACCCAGUGGGCUGGUGCCAGGACCACGGACGACCUCUCACUGCACCUCAGGGUGAGUAGCUAGCCCAGUCGAUAAAAUACUGUAUAUAUGUGUUGUGUGUAAUUCACUUUGGAUGCUGUGUGGCUAAUGUCUGCCAAAAAGGCUACUUUAGUCAUUCCUUACUUUAGUCCCCAUAUUAGUAGUAAGAUGUGAACCUUUAUCAUAACUCUCUUAAUCUUCCACGUCAAUACUAGAGUAAUUCAUUUCAUUUCCCCUCUAAUAUUCUGGUAUUGUCCCCUUCCACUUCUACACCCUUAUUUAAAGCUAGAAUCCUUAGUUGCUACUUAAUUAUAUAUGCCCAUUGAUUCUUGAAGAAUUGUACUUAUAAAUGCCUUAGGAGCUUAGUUCAUCUGUCGUACCCCAACAGAACCAAAAAUAUGUAUGUUUGUGAACAAACACCGUAUAGCCUCAAAACAUGGUUAAAACUAUACAUUUGAUAUCAUGGAUGGUCAGUCCAUAGCUCUGUCUGAAUUUGAGCGGGGUUACGUUUCUCCAGCCCCAUCCCCUAGCUUUUUAGCGAAACAGGGGCAGGGAUCCGUUUUGGAAUACUGACUGUCCAAACAGCAAGUUACAAGUGACCAAAUCGGAUUUGUGUGUGUUCAGACAGCAGUCAUUUGCUGACAUGGCUAUGCUAGUUGUCAUAGUAACAACGGGUGUGUGCGCGGUGGUGUAGGCUGAUUGGUGGUGGUGCUUCCUAUCAUUCAGAAGUUAUGUAGUACGCUAAGGUGACAAUAAUGCCUGCCAUGGACAUUUCCCAGUUGCUUUGAAUGUUCAAAAUCAUAGUUUAAGAACCCUUUUAAAGCCUCAAAGGAUAAGAGGAUCCAACUUUCAAAACGAGUCCUUUUUGACUAGCCACAGCAGUCCACUAGCUAGCUAAGUAGCUGUUUAGCUUUCUAGCACAUUCACUAAUUUGUUUGUAAACAAUUAAGCUAGUUAGCUUCCACAUGUUCUUGUCAAAACUGUUAACAGAGUAGCUAGCAAGCAACAAGAUAUGCCAAAUAAGUGUAAAAACCACGAGGGCAAAUAAAUCAGAUUUGACCGUUAAGAUACAAGGCCAGGAUUCAGAUUUGUAUCUGAUUUCAAAUUACCUACGAAGGUGGUUUGAAAUGUGGCUUGAAAUAUCUGAUUCCAUGGGCUUUUUGGCUGUUCAGACUGCAGGAAAAAUAACAGAUUCUAAUCAGAUUUAUGCCAAAAAAUAGGAUUGAGUCACUUCAAACUGCCAAUGUGAACAAGGCUUAAGUUAUACAUUAUAUGUAUGACCCGUGCAUCAUCCUGAAAGGAAAAACGUAAUCACGGCUGUUCUUUAGUAAUACAGUACUGUAUGCCUUAAAUGCAUAAAAAAUCUAAACAUUAGUCAUUUACUUCACAAUUGUUGUUUUUGUUGAUAUACCAUGAUGGAACACUACAUUACAGCAUAGGAAAAAGGUUAUAACUUAGUAAUCGAAUGGUAACAAGUUGUAGUAAUAAUAAUAAUAUAAUAAUAUGCCAUUUAGCAGACGCUUUUAUCCAAAGCGACUUACAGUCAUGCGUGCAUACAUUUUUGUGUAUGGGUGGUCCCGGGGAUCGAACCCACUACCUUGGCGUUACAAGCGCCGUGCUCUACCAGCUGAGCUACAGAGGACCACAAUGUAAUGUUAAGUGCUAUCACAAUGAGUUAUAUUUUAAAGCAUUUUAAUUGACAUUCAAUACAAAAAAAAAGUGUAGAGAACUCCUAUAUUAUUUAUUUCACCUGUCAGCAUUCACCUCCACCUCCACUUCCUUUGCAGUUGAUGCUACUGUACAUAGGCUACAUACCCCCGAGCUCUGCUUUAAUCUCAUGGUUUGGAAUGGUUUGAUCCGUUGACAGCUUUGACAGACCAGCUUCAUAUUUUCAUAUUAUUCUCUUGACUUACGUAAAAUCAGCUCUCCUGUCAGUCUAGAUGCUGUCAAUCAUUUAAAAGGCUCUCAUCUGCAGUCAGCAGCUAGCUACGAUGAUAUGUUAAAAGUUGGAGGGGUUGUCAUGGUAAUGUUAAAUGGGACUAAGGUAUAGGAAGGUGUCUAAAAUGUCACUUUGUGUGUGGCUUUUAAUGUCUUAUUGUGUAAUUGCAAAGCGUAACGAACACGUACAGUAGCCCUCUCAUCUAUUGUGUUGUCAUGUUGGGCCACUCCAGGGCCCCAACACCCAGUCAUAAUUACGCUGUCUGACUCAAUGUAAUGGCACUUAAGCCUGGGUCGGGUUAUGGUAAUGUGGUAGGAAUUACCCACUGGGAGCUUUAAAGUGAACAAUUUCAACGGUAAUCAAACCCAUUGGUGGAGUUUCCUUUAUUAGCUAGAGGACUCCUGAUAUCUCCAGGAGUGAUGUGUAAGCUUUGUCUUUAUCUGUUGUCUAGUACUGUCUUUUUGCUUGCUAUGGCCAGCUACUUUAAGUGCUGCCUGUCUUCCCAGUAGCCUACUUGGUGUGUGUGAACUGCUGAAUGCUCAUAACUUGCAGAUGAUUGUUGACACAUCAACCAGGAUUCAGUCUCCCCUGGUUUCUCAGGGGCAGCUAUAAGCGGUGGUCUCGUCUCCGAAACAAAGACGGUUCUGCAGAGUUGUUCUGUGGAGUUCUUCGAGGAAGGAAAGAGAGGAAGGCUUCACACCACUCUCUCACUUGAGUGUUUUACCUAGUUAUUUUCAGAUUAUCUCAUUUUGCUCUUUUGUAGCUUUGGCAACUGUGUGUGUGUGUGUUUUCUAUACCUGUUCGCUCCUCUCCCUGUAGGCUUUACAGAUGCUCCCCACCCCUUGGCUGCAACUCUUCUAAUUUAUUGUACCCUGAGCGUACAACCCAUGUGGAAUUCCGGGUCUCUGGCAGCGUUUGGAACUGCCUAUCUGCGGUCAGCCUAUGCUGCCCUUCACUUCUUGGCCCUGACGGAGAUCUGGAUCACCCCAGAGAACACUGCUACUCCAGCUGCUCUCUCUUCAUCUGACUAUGUUUUCUCUCAUAGUCCGAGAGCAUCUGGUCGUUGCGGUGGCGGCACAGGGCUACUCAUUUCGCCUAACUGGAGAUGUUCUCUUUUCUCCCUCUCUCACCUGUCCAUCUCCUCAUUUGAAUUCCAUACUGUCACUUGACCACUCAAGCGUAACACUGUUCUCAUCGAUCACCCACCAGGUGCCCUUGGAGAGUUCCUCAAUGAGCUUGACAACUUAAUAAGCUAAUUUCCUGACGAUGGCUCACCGCUCUUCGUACUUGGCAAAUUUCAAGUUCCUGGAGUCUGCCUUCCAUUAAUUUCUUUCCAACUCUCUCUUUCUCCUCCUUACCUCUUUUGACCUCAAACUUUCCCAAUCCCCUCCAACUCACAAGUCAGGCAAUACACUUGACCUCAUCUUUAGUAGAGGCUGUUCCCCUACUAAUCUCACUGCAACCCCCCUCUAGGUCUCUGACUUCGUUUCCUUUUCUAACUCCCUCUCCUCCAACCCUAGCCACUCAGCCCCUACCCAGAUGGUCAUGCGCCAUCGCAAUCUUCGCUCUCUCUCUCUCCCACUACUCUCUCCUCUUCUAUCCUAUCAUCUCUCCCUUCUGAUUAUUCCUCUUAGUCCGUACUCUCCUCCCUUUCCGCAUUCUAUGUCUCGGGCCUUCCCCUCCUGCUCCGUGGCAGAGUGACUCAUUGCAAGCUUCCAGAACAGGGCUGUGGGCAGCUGAGUGAAAAUGGAGGAAAACUAAACUUCCGGAGGACCGAUCAUCCUUCACUUCCUCCUCUCUACCUUCUCUUCCUCUGUAUCUGCUGCUAAAGCCACUUUAUAUCACUCUAAAUUUCAAGCUUCUGCCUCUAGCCCUACGAAACUCUCCACCUUCUCCUCCCUCCUAAAUCCUCCACCCCUUCCCCUUCCCUCCUCCCUCUCUGCGGACGACUUUGUCAACCACUUUGAAAAGAAGGUUGACGACAUCCUGUUCCUCAUUCACUCAGCCUAUUGAGUCCACUGGUCCCACUCACACAGAACUACCCUACGCCUUGACCUCUUUCUCCCCUCUCUCUCCAGAUGAAAUCCUGCAACUAGUGAGGUCUGGCCGCCCGACAACCUGCCCGCUCGACCCCAUCCCCUCCUUCCUUCUCCAGACCAUCUCUGGAGGCCUUCUCCCAUUCCUCACUUCCAUCAACUCAUCCGUGAGCACUCGCUGCGUCCCCUCUGACUUCAAAAUGUCGCUCCCCUCCUCAAGAAACCAACACUCGACUCAUCUGACGUCAAAAAACUAUAGACCUGUAACCCUUCUUUCUUUUCUUUCAAAAGCUUGAGUGUGCUGUCUCUGACCAACUCUCUUGUUAUCUCUCUCAGAAUAAUCUUCUUGACCCUAACCAGUCAGGCUUCAAGACGGGUCACUCAACCGAGACUGCUCUUCUUUGUAGCACAGAGGCUCUCCACACUGCCAAAGCUGACUCUCACCUCUGUUCUCAUCCUGCUAGAUCUAUCCUCUGCCUUCCACACUGUGAAUUAUCAGAUCCUCCUCUGCACCCUCUCAGGGCUGGGCGACUCAGGCUCUGCACACUCUUGGAUUGCAUUCUACCUGGCAGGCCGCUCCUACCAGGUGACAUGGAGAGGAUCUGUGUCUGCACCACGUACUCGUGUCCCCCAGGGCUCGGUUCUAGGCCCCUCCUUCUCUCGAUACACCAAGUCACUCAGCUCCAUUAUAUCCUCACAUGGUCUCUCCUAUCAUUGCUAUGUGUAUGACACUCAACUACCCCAACCUUCCCAAGUUCUCCCAUGUCACCCCGCUCCUCAGUUCACUCCACUGGCUUCCAGUCGAAGCUCGCAUCCACAAUGAGAACAUGGUGCUUGCCAAUGGAGCAGCAAGAGGAACUGCCAAUCCCUAUCUUCAGGCUAUGCUCAAACCCUACACCCCAACCUGAGCACUCCGUUCUGCCACCUUUGGUCUCUUGGCCCUGCCAUCCCUACGGGAGGGCAGCUCCUGCUAAGUCCUGACACCCCAAUGAUGGAACCAAAUUCCCCCUGAAGCUAGGACAGCAGAGUCCCUGCCCAUCUUCCGAAAGCACCUGAAACCACCCCCUCCUUUCUAGCUUUGACUUUGAUACACUUUUCCUCAAUAAAUUCAAUAUUUCCUAUGCCUGUGGACAUGUGGUUGGCCCACCUAGCAACUGUAACUUGCUCUGGAUAAGAGCGUCUGCUAAAUGACAUAAGGAAUCCAAGUCCAAAGCAUUUGAAAGGAUAUCAAAACCCUCUAGGCUCUCUCGCUCUCCUCUUUCUCCAUCUCCAUUUUCUUCUCCCUCUCUUGUUCUACAAUAUAAUAGGCUGCUCGGUUGUGCCAUUCGGCUAACAUUCUCCCAGAGAGUUGUAUGUCACAAAACUGCAUCUGUUUUUCCAGUUAAAAGCGAGUGUGGUGCUGUGCUGUUAAAUGGAUACUGGAGCACAAUCAUCAGAUCAUUUGCAGAUCAGCGAAUAGAGAGAAAGAGGGAGGGAAAGAAGGCGAGAGAGGGGGGGGAGAACAGGAGGGGAGGGGGAGAGAGAUUAUCGUUUAUGUUAUCACAGCUGUUGGGUAAAAUAUUAUUGUAACUAUUUGAUCCAUGCCUUGUGCAGAGAGCAUUAAUUCAUUGACCAUUUGAAACAAGGUUUCUCUCUCUUGAUUUUGCUAGCGCUCUCUCUCUCUCUCUCAACUCCUAUCAGACCCGAUAGUCCUUGGCUAAGCUAUAGCAGUUUCAGUGGUGUACAUGUGGUGCUGGGAGAUGCCAACAGUCUAUGGGAUACAUAACGGAUCAUCCACAACUGUAUACUGAAAAGUGACCCAGUUUAGCCCAAACAGAUAUAAUAUUUGACUAAAACAUAAUCAUUUCAAACCUUGCUUACAUGUGUAUACAAUCACGUCUCUCUAUUAUGUGUAGGAAUACUUGGGAACAGAUUUACAAAAUUAAAAUCACUUGGCACUGAUUUCCUGGUGUUUUUACAGUCUUAUGUCCAACAUUGAAGUGUGUAUGUACACUACCGUUCAAAAGUUUGGGGUCAUUUGAAAUUUCCUUGUUUUCCAUGAAAACAUACAUGAAAUGAGUUUGAAUAGGAAAUAUAGCAAAAUGCAUAGGAAAUGUAGUCAUUGACAAGGUUAGAAAUAAUGUCAAUGAAUCCUCCAUUUGCAGCAAUUACAGCCUUGCAGACCUUUGGCAUUCUAGUAGUCAAUUUGUUGAGGUAAUCUGAAGAGAUUUCACCCCAUGCUUCCUGAAGCACCUCCCACAAGUUGGAUUGGCUUGAUGGGCACUUCUUACGUACCAUACGGUCAAGCUGCUCCCACAACAGCUCAAUAGGGUUGAGAUCCGGUGACUGUGCUGGCCACUCCAUUAUAGACAGAAUACCAGCUGACUGCUUUUCCCUAAAUAGUUAUUGCAUAGUUUGGAGCUGUGCUUUGGGUCAUUGUCCUGUUGUAGGAGGAAAUUGGCUCCAAUCAAGCGCCGUCCACAGGGUAUGGUAUGGUGUUGCAAAAUGGAGUGAUAGCUUUCCUUCUUCAAGAUCCCUUUUACCCUGUACAAAUCUCCCACUUUACCACCACCAAAGCACCCCCAGACCAUCACAUUGCCUCCACCAUGCUUGACAGAUGGCAUCAAGCACUCCUCCAGCAUCUUUUCAUUUGGUCUGCAUCUCACAAAUGUUCUUAGUUGUGAUCCGAACACCUCAAACAUCGAUUUGUCUGUCCAUAACACUUUUUUCCUAUCUUCCUCUGUCCAGUGUCUGUGUUCUUUUGUCCAUCUUAAUCUUUUUUAUUUUUAUUGGGCAGUCUGAGAUAUGGAUUUUUCUUUGCCUAGAAGGUCAGCAUCCAGGAGUCGCCUCUUCACUGUUGACAUUGAGACUGGUGUUUUGCAGGUACUAUUUAAUGAAGCUGGCAGUUGAGGACCUGUGAGGCGUCUGUUUCUCAAACUAGACACUCUAAUGUAUUUGUCCUCCUGCUCAGUUGUGCACCGGGGCCUCCCACUCCUCUUUCUAUUCUGGUUAGCGCCAGUUUGCGCUGUUCUGUGAAGGGAGUAGUACACAGCGUUGUACGAGAUCUUCAGUUUCUUGGCAAUUUCUCGCAUGGAAUAGCCUUCAAUUCUCAGAACAAGAAUAGACUGAAACAAGAAUAGAAAGUUAUUUGUUUCUGGCCAUUUUGAGCCUGUAAUCGAACCCACAAUUGCUGAUGCUCCAGAUACUCAACUAGUCUCAAGAAGGCCAGUUGUAUUGCUUCCAAAUCCAAUCCCUUACUUUAACUUAAUGUGGACUCAUCAUUGCUGUCGUAUACAGUAUGAUUCCUCAACUGGUGUUCUUAGAGCAAGUGAAGAACUGCAGCUCUGGAACGUAUUCCUAUAGUCAAGGAAGAGACGGGUGUACUUACUAAUAUGAUGUUAGAUCUUGCCCUGAGAAACUGUGACUAUGAAAGUGCUCAUUACCUCUAUAUUGAACCAUCUGUAGGCUCUUUACCCACAGCUUUACUAUCAGACUUCCAGCUGCUUCUAUGCACUGAACAUAUUUUGUCUUACAAAAUGUAAUGUGUUAUAAAUUCCUUUUGUAGCAGAUGCAUCUGCCAUAUUGCAAGCAGGAGGCCACUUUAGACUGUUGAGAUGCACCCAUGCAUUUUCUCUUGGAUGUUUUACUAGAAUGGAAUCUAGUUUCAGAUUGAGUUUCAAAGUAAAGGCACAGUAAAUGAGCAGUUCCCGAAGUAGCCAGGCAAGUUUUUAUUGUUGAACCGUUUGUGAUUGGCUCAAAUGAAGCCUCUAUAACUGACUACCUCUGACUACUCUCUGGCUUGGGACUGAUGUAUUUUACUGUAUUUGAUUUAACAAGAACUACCGAGGCAGUGGCCAGUACAACUAAUCACUCACUAAUGGCAGCCUCCACAACUCAAUCUCCGCUAGCUAAACAUAAUUUCCUUCCGCAACCAGGCGAUAUGUGAUUGUGUACGUUAGCUCCCCCGCAUAUGUUGCACCCGUGUGUGUGUGUGUGUGUGUGUGUGUGUGUCACAUUAAGUUUUCAAGCUCAUUUGUCUUGUAAUGAGAUUGUCACAGCCGUGUAUGGUCCCCAGUUUGAAGUUGUAUGUGUGUGCAUGUGCGUGCGCAAGCACGAGCGUGUGCGAUUUCCCCAUGUUUUAAUCAGAUUGUGUUUUGGAUUGUGUUCAAGGACACCCCAACCCAGAACAUUUCCUGUGGGAGGAGUACUUAGAAGACAAUGGUUCCACGGCGGUUCCAAGCCAGGCUUUCUGUAUGGUAAGCAGUAAGCACUAGGCACAGAACAGCUGGCUAGCUAUGUAUCAGACAGCGCUGUGUUUGUGUGUGUGUGUGUGUGUCUGUGUGUCACGCGGCACCAUUGUUGUUCCCAGACUCUGCUGCAAUCUAACGGCUUCUUUAGUGUUUCAUAAUGAUUUCCUUUAUUGUCUAAAAAAACUCCUACAAACAAUUGAAAUUUAAGGCAGUUUAAUAACGGUUGUGGUUAGGUCCCUUUUCACAAUAAUGACACAAGAAAUGUUUUCCUCAGUUUGACAUCAGUUUGUCACUUUACCAGACCUGGGCCCGUAUCCACAAAGCAUCUCAGAAAAGGUCCUAGGAAACAUGUUUUAAGACUAAAAUAACUCCCAGCUCAGAGUAGGUUUUAUGAUGAUGUUAAGACACUACCCAGAUUAAGAGCCAGGAGUAAAAUCAACUCAUAAAAGUUAAUCUCUGCUGGUAAUCACAACAGUUUGAGGUACCGCAAAGGAAAGAUAGUGAUGAGGCUCAUUGACGUUGUUGCAAGAGAUGGGGAAUAACCAAUCGCGAUGAGGCAUCGCCAGCUGUGCAUGCUUCGGACAACCACGGUGAAUGUAACAUCAAAUGUUGCAAUGGUAAAACGAUUGAUAUAAUAUUCACCUGAUCACUUUGCCUACUCUUGGCAUGUUGGCAUGCGUAUGUUAUAAUUUUUUGGGACCAAUUCGGAUGCUUGUUAAAAGUGGAAUUUUUUUAUAAUUAUACUGUUAUCACCAAUUGUGCAAGUUCUCCCACUUAAAAAGAUGAGAGGCCUGUAAUUUUCAUCAUAGGUACACGUCAACUAUGACAGACAAAUUGAGAGAAAAAAAUUCAGAAAAUCACAUUGUAGGAUUUUUUAUAAAUUUAUUUGCAAAUUAUGGUGGAAAAUAAGUAUUUGGUCAAUAACAAAAGUUUCUCAAUAAUUUGUUAUAUACCCUUUGUUGGCAAUGACACAGGUCAAACAUUUUCUGUAAGUCUUCACAAGGUUUUCACACACUGUUGCUGGUAUUUUGGCCCAUUCCUCCAUGCAGAUCUCCUUUAGAGCAGUGAUGUUUUGGGGCUGUCGCUGGGCAACACAGACUUUCAACUCCCUCCAAAGAUUUUCUAUGGGGUUGAGAUCUGGAGACUGGCUAGGCCACUCCAGGACCUUGAAAUGCUUCUUACGAAGCCACUCCUUUGUUGCCCGGGCGGUGUGUUUGGGAUCAUUGUCAUGCUGAAAGACCCAGCCACGUUUCAUCUUCAAUGCCCUUGCUGAUGGAAGGUUUUCACUCAAAAUCUCACGAUACAUGGCCCCAUUCAUUCUUUCCUUUACACGGAUCAGUCGUCCUGGUCCCUUUGCAGUAAAACAGCCCCAAAGCAUGAUGUUUCCACCACCAUGCUUCACAGUAGGUAUGGUGUUCUUUGGAUGCAACUCAGCAUUCUUUGUCCUCCUUACCAAAAAGUUCUAUUUUGGUUUCAUCUGACCAUAUGACAUUCUCCCAAUCCUCUUCUGGAUCAUCCAAAUGCACUCUAGCAAACUUCAGACGGGCCUGGACAUGUACUGGCUUAAGCAGGGGGACACGUCUCGCACUGCAGGAUUUGAGUCCCUGGCGGCAUAGUGUGUUACUGAUGGUAGGCUUUGUUACUUUGGUCCCAGCUCUCUGCAGGUCAUUCACUAGGUCCCCCCGUGUGGUUCUGGGAGUUUUGCUCACCGUUCUUGUGAUCAUUUUGACCCCACAGGGUGAGAUCUUGCGUGGAGCCCCAGAUCGAGGGAGAUUAUCAGUGGUCUUGCAUGUCUUCCAUUUCCUAAUAAUUGCUCCCACAGUUGAUUUCUUCAAACCAAGCUGCUUACCUAUUGCAGAUUCAGUCUUCCCAGCCUGGUGCAGGUCUACAAUUUUGUUUCUGGUGUCCUUUGACAACUCUUUGGUCUUGGCCAUAGUGGAGUUUGGAGUGUGACUGUUUGAGGUUGUGGACAGGUGUCUUUUAUACUGAUAACAAGUUCAAACAGGUGCCAUUAAUACAGGUAACGAGUGGAGGACAGAGGAGCCUCUUAAAGAAGAAGUUACAGGUCUGUGAGAGCCAGAAAUCUUGCUUGUUUGUAGGUGACCAAAUACUUAUUUUCCACCAUAAUUUGCAAAUAAAUUCAUAAAAAAUCCUACAAUGUGAUUUUCUGGAUUUUUUUUCUCAAUUUGUCUGUCAUAGUUGACGUGUACCUAUGAUGAAAAUUACAGGCCUCUCUCAUUUUUUUUAAGUGGGAGAACUUGCACAAUUGGUGGCUGACUAAAUACUUUUUUCCCCCACUGUAUAUCAACACACUCGUCACUCCCAUUUAAUAACUCUACAUUUCUUUGGGACAGUUGGCAUCAAGUCACUUGCAGAUAAUGUUGCAUAAAACGUUUGAAAGGUCUAACAUUUUCAUCGAACACAAUCAAAGUUAACAUGGGCCCUAGAUGGCUUCAAUUGCCCAAUUUUAUAUUUUUUACCAACAUGAUGUUGCGCUCCAAAGGGAUAACUUGGAAUAACAUGAUUUAGGUUAAUUAAAUAAUACAAAUAUAAAUAUUAUUAUUUAUUAGCCUAUGUGGUUAUAAGUAUUUAGGCAUAUCAUGUGAUAAAGGGCUCAUGUGAAAUCAUUUUCAAAAGCGCAAGACAUACUGUUGCAUGUAGGUGUAGAUUGUUUAUGGAUUGAUCAUAUAGAAAUAUCAAAACAUUCUUCAACUCCAAAGCAAUUUUAUGUGGUGCAGGAACCACUGACUCACUGACUUUUUUUCUAUUAUCAAAACACCUGCACAACUCUUAACUGGUUAGGACAGCUCAUGAUGUGUCCUAAACAUCUGUUUACUUAGUCGGAGUCUUAUGACUAAAAUGCUUCAUGCAUAGCUUUUAUUUUUUACAUAUAAGAGUAGGAGUCAAAUGUCUCUAUUCUCAGUACUUACGACCAAUGUUCUACUCUGAGACGAUUAAUGGAUAUGGUCCCUGUCAUUCUCAUUCAGAAACACCCUGUGUCAAACUCACUGACUUCCUCUCUGCCCUAAAGAACUCCACUGUCAACUGCCUCUCCCCUGCAUGACAUCUGCACAGCUCCACACAAUUCCACACCCUCAAAUCUUCUCCUCUGGCUGAGUUUCUGGCUGACGGGGCCUGUCCUCACCUCUGCUCUCCUCCACUCUGCAUGCUCUGCUCUUUCUGUCUCUCUCGCUGUCUCCCCCCUCACUUCCUCCUUUCUCUUCCCCAUCACAGAGAGCUCCUCACAGUUUCCAGGUGAACAUGAAGCUGGAGGUGGUGGACAGGAGGAACCCCAUGCUGGUCCGUGUGGCUACUGUCUCAGACACUGAGGACUACAGGGUCAAGGUGAGGGGGAGGAAGGUGAAGAGGUGGGAUAAGAGAGGGGAUGAGAGAGAGAGAGAGAGAGGACAAAAUGAAAGGAUGAUUGCGGGGAUGAGAGGAGGUGAGGGGAUGAGAGGAGGGUAUGUGAAUAGAAGUGGGGGGGGGGGGUGUUAGUCAGGGUGAGGAGGCCUGCUGAGCUGGAAGCUCCUACACCACGGCUGUUUAGGACUCCAUGUCUGUGAAUGAGCAGGCUGGAGAGUCUGCAGAAGCCUCUUGUUGGUGCUGCUCUUGUUAAACCACUAACAAGCCUUGUACUGAGACUGAGUUUGUAUUGUGUGUGUGUCAGGGCACAUGCACUGUGUUUGUUUGUACUGCAUGCCCAUGCCCAUGCCUAUGUGUUUCCGCCUGAUGUAUGUAUUGGGUGUUUAUACAGUUGAUCAUUGACAGAGCAGAGUGCCUCAUUUCUCACCAUAUUUGUCCUAUCACGUCACGCUGCUCAGUCAGUCUAGCAGAGGAAUCCCCCGACGUGUCUCACAGUGUGAUUAAAUCCCCCUAGAGUCGGUUUCCGCGCCCCCUCAAUCCACCGCAUCCGCUGAUGUCACACUUCCGCAUCUGCGGUGAAAGGUGACAGAGCUAGAUUGAUGUUUGAGACAUCCCGAAAAUCGGUCUUCUCACAAAAUCAUCAGUAGUGUCCAAACGGUUUGGCCUACAAACUAUUAUGACCUAUGACCCCUCUGUGGAAAGAUGAGACGCUCACAAACAUGAUGGUGUUCUCCGUUUUGCUCUACGACAAAGUGUCUUGGGACUCAUCUUAAGUAGGUACAGCCGAUCUGCCAACUUCUGUCUGUAGCGUCCGAACAGUUUGGGCUGCACACUAAUAUGACCCCGCUGUGGAAAGGUGAGACUCUCAUGAACACCGACCUGUCGGUUGUUUUGCUCUAGGACGCCCACAGGCCUCACAUGACUCGUCUGAAGGUCCACCAGGUACCAGUUUUAAAAAAAUUAUGGAAGUAUAUAUGGAGACAGUUUAGUGGCAAGAAUAAGGGGUCAAAUACAUGUAAAGAAUCAUUUAACAAUUCUAAUCUUUCUCAUCUCUCUGACACUUCAGAACAAACAAUCUGUUGUUCAAUUUAGUAAAUAUGUUAUUCAUUGCGUUUCUAUGGGCUAAUAGCAGUAAGGCCAAAUACAAUUUUUCAUCAAAUGAUUUGUGUGUGUGUAUGUGUAUAUAUAUACACUUGAAGGGGUCUUAACAUUCCAAAUCUAAUAGCUAAAUGAUCCUUGUUAUGGCCUUCUUAAAACAAUUCCAUAUAGCUUAAUAGAACUCCCCUCUCCCCUGGCUUAGACAGGGCUUGGACUGUAGAGGGUUCAUGAUUAUGUGAUCAGACAGGCGCCAUUAACCCAUAGUGGAUUUAGCUUGGGUCAAAGCACUGCAUCGAUUCUCCCCCACCCAGACCCCAGUCAUCCGUCUUCACCAGAACCCUCUCGUCAUCCAUUAGUGCUACAUAAGACAUAUAAUGAUUUCUUUGUGUAGCUACUCUAUACACACACACACACACACACGGGUCAAGCCUGCUGGCUUCCCUGGAGGAACACUAUUGCACCACUGAACCAUGGUUAUGAGCUGCUGCUUGUCAGCUGACAAGUCGUCAUGAUUUUAAUAGAGUGGGAAACGGAAAUCUAAAAACACGGCAAGUUUUGAGAGGCAUCGGUCGAAGCAGCGGUGGUGUUUAGUAUAGAGUGGAGUUUGGUGGAAACUUUAAUAUUGCACCGAAAGCACCACUAUGAGAACACUUGCCAGCUGAUGAGGAAGAUGAAUUGAUUAGCAUGAUGUAUAAUUCAUGCAUCUUGAAAUAAGGAUGUGUAAUCAAGGCCCUACUUCAUAAACUUCAGUCUUAUCUAACUUUGCUGUUGAAGUAUAGACACCUGAGUUGCCUAACCCGUUCACAGGAUUGGUUAACUAGGUAAAAACCGACCGAGGUAAAUCUGCGUUUAGUUUUAAUGCACUGUAUUGCUGGAACAAAAUGUUUCAUCUUGAUGUUCUGGCAAUUUUAAAGUAUUGAUUGGGGACUUAUUUGUGGAGGAAUGUAACAGGCUGAUUUUGAUGUUUUGUGAUGCUUCCCAUUACUGUCUUUUUGAGAGCGAGACCGACCGACCGAUUUUUACUGAGUUACAGUUCAUAUAAGGAAAUCAGUCAAUUAAAGGCGCAGCCAUGGGAUUGCACAUAGGCUCACCCACUUGGGAGACUGGCCCACCAACUGGGGAGCAAGGCCCAGCCUAUCAGACUACAGACAGAAAAACAUUUUAUUGGCCUUUUAUUGUGCGCAGCACAAGGUGCACCUGUGUAAUGAUCACCGGUCAGGUGGAUGGUGUAUCUUGGCAAAGGAGAAAUGCUCACUAACAGGGAUGUAAACAAAUUUGUGCCCAAAAUUUAGAUAAAUAAGCUUUUUGUGCAUAUGGAAAAUGUCUGUGAUUUUUUUUUAUUUCAGCUCAUGAAACAUGGGACCAACACAUUACAUGUAGCAUUUAUAUUUCUGUUCAGUAUAGUUUGCAUAUAAUAUGUUUAUUUAUGUUGUAUAUACAGGGCACAUUUGUGAAAGAGACCUAGGUCUCAAUGUCUUCCCUGUUAAAAUAAAGGUUAAAUAAAACAAUCAGAUCUUACACACCGUGGCGGAUUGAUUAAUAUAAAAUGUUAUUAUUUAAUGUCAUGCAUCCCAUUGUACUUUCAAAGAGUCCUCUACUAGGAGUAGGUACAUUUAGAACAGAAUCAACUGUGGAUUCUGAACCAGCUCUAUAAUCAUUAAACUUGGUGUCAUAACAUUUUUGUUUACUACUGUCUGUUAAUAUUUCAAGUUUAUUCAAUACAAAUUACAUUUGACACAUGAUCACAGCAAACUUUAUGAAGAACAAUGAUAGACUAAUGUGGUUGUGUCUUGUUUCUCCCUCUCUCUCUCUCUCUCUCUCUCUGUAUCUCUCUCUCUCUCUCUGUAUCUCUCUCUCUCUCUCUCUGUAUCUCUCUCUGUAUCUCUCUCUGUAUCUCUCUCUAUAUAUAUAUCUCUCUGGAUCUCUCUCUCCGUAUCUCUCUCUCUCGCUCUCGCUCUCUCUCGCUCUCUCUGUAUCUCUCUCUGUCUCUGUAUCUCUCGCUCUCUGUAUCUCUCGCUCUCUAUCUCUAUCUCUCCCUCUCUCUGUAUCUCUCUCUCUCUCUCUGUGUAUCGCUCUCUCUCAGGGCCAGAUAGCACUGCAUUUUGCUUUGUGCUUUCCAAUAAGUAAUGUAAUUUUGUUUUGACUGUGUUGUAAUUUGGUUUAUUCUGAUUGAUUGGAUGUUCUGAUCCUGAUGCUUCAGUGUGUUAGUAGAACAGGUUUGUGAACUCAGCCCCAGGACCAGCUGGAUGAGGGGACUCUUUUCUUUGUUCAGUUCUUGAUAUUGCAGGGCUUGGUAAUGAUAUGAGAGGGGGUCACUGUAUUUUAGAUGUUUCCAAAACUGAAUUGCUACUUUUUGAGUUUGUAUUAUUAGUGGAUAUUGGCCUAAUUCUGCCCUGCAUGCAUUGUUUGUAGUUUUCCUCGGGACAUGUAGGAGAAUCUUACAGAACUCUGCAUGCAGGGUUUCAAUGGGGUGUUUGUCCCAUUGGAUGAAAUCUUGUUUUGCAAGUGGACUCCACAACUCGCUGCCAUGAAGUGCAAUUGGUUCAAUGACACAUUCAAUUAGUUUUAACCUAAUUUUAAUAGGGAUUUCAAUUUGAAUUAGUUUUUUUAACUCUCUCUCUCUGUUUCUCCCUCUCUUUCUGUAUCAAUCAGAUCCGUUUUGACGGCUGGCACGAGAAGUUUGACUUCUGGGUGGACUCUGACCUGCCGGACCUUCACCCUGUGGGCUGGUGUGCCCGAACAGGCCACACCCUGGAACCCCCCCUCUGUGAGUUCACAACCCCUUUGUGUGUGUGUGUGUGUGCGCACAUCUGCGAGUGUGCGCUCUUCGCUAACUGUUCCACCUCAACACUCUCACCUACACACAAACCAGUAGACUCCACUCUUCUCAAGGACCAUUCCAUACCCCAUUAUUUAUUCUGUCCCUUUCAGAGGUAAAUCUCACUGACGUUAGAGCACAGCUAUCUGUUAUAAUGGUGCAAAGUAUUUUCUAUGGCACAGGAAUUUGUACUGCGCUCUAAAUAUUCAGCACACCUAUAUACAGUGCAUUCGGAAAGUAUUCAGACCCCUUGACUUUUUCCACAUUUUGUUACAUUACAGCCUUAUUCUAAAAUGGAUUAAAUAAAUGUUUUUCUCAUCAAUACACCAUAAUGACAAAAGUGAAAACAGGUUUUUUGAAUUUUUUGCAAAUGCAUUAAAAAUAAAAAAAACGAUACCUUAUUUACGUAAGUAUUCAGACCCUUUGCUAUUACACUCGAAAUUGAGCUCAGGUGCAUCCUGUUUCCGUUAAUCAUCCGUGAGAGUCCACCUGUGGUAAAUUCAAUUGAUUGGACAUGAUUUGGAAAGGCACACACCUGUCUAGGUCCCACAGUUGACAGUGCAUGUGAGAGCAAAAACCAAGCAAUGAGGUCGAAUUGUCCGUAGAGCUCAGAGACAGGAUUGUGUCGAGACACAGCUCUGGGGAAGGGUACCAAAAAAGAAGUGGAGAAGAGCCUUGGUCAGGGAGGUGACCAAGAACCCGAUGGUCUCUCUGACAGAGCUCCAGAGACCCUCUGUGGAGAUGGGCGAACCUUCCAGAAGGACAACCAUCUCUGCAGCACUCCACCAAUCAGGCCUUUAUGGCAGAGUGGCCAGAUGGAAGCCACUCCUCAGUAAAAGGCACAUGACAGCCCGCUUGGAGUUUGCCAAAAGGCACCUAAAGGACUCUCAGACCGUGAAAAAGAAGAUUCUCUGGUCUGAUGAAACUAAAAUUGUUUUUCAGCAGCAGGGACUGGGAGACUAGUCAGGAUCGAGGGAAAGAUGAACGGAGCAAAGUACAGAGAGAUCCUUGAUGAAAACCUGCUCCAGAGCGCUCAGGACCUCAGAUUGGGGUGAAGGUUCAACUUCCAGCAGGACAACGACCCUAAGCACAAAGCCAAGACAAAGCAGGAGUGGCUUCAAGACAAGUCUCUGAAUGUCCUUGAUUGGCCCAGCCAGAGUCCAGACUUGAACCCGAUCAAACAUCUCUGGAGAGACCUGAAAAUAGCUGUGCAGCGACACUCCCAAUUCAACCUGACAGAGCUUGAGAGAAUCUGCAGAGAAGAAUGGGAGUAACUCCCCAAAUACAGGUGUACCAAGCUUGUAGUGUCAUACCCAAGAAGACUCAAGGCUGUAAUCGCUACCAAAGGCGCUUCAACAAAGUACUGAGUAAAGGGUCUGAAUACUUAUGUAAAUGUGAUAUUUCAUUUUAUUAAUUUGUUUAAUUUCCAAACCUUUAUAAAAACGUGUUUUUGCUUUGUCGUUAUGGGUUAUUGUGUGUAGAUUGAUGAGGGGAAAAAAACUAUUGUCCAUUUUUGAAUAAGGCUAUAACGUAACAACAUUUGGAGAAUGUCAAGGGUUCUGAAUACUUUCCGAUUGCACUGUAGCCAAUAGCAUGUACAGCCCAAAAACAAACUUUAAUUCAUGUCGAAGUAGUCCGUUGUGAUUGACAGGUUGGCACAGUGCACUAAAUCAAUAAAUUUAUUUUUGUCUGCACAGAUUCAUCUCUUGACCUUCCAAUGCCAUCUGUUUUUAUUUUUCGAUGUUGGCCGUGAUUUUUUUUUCUUGAUGUUUUACCGCUGACAACUGUUUUUAGGGGUACAAUAUAAAUGGCUGCAACGGAAAAUAAGUCUAAUCUUAUUCCAAGUGGAGGACUCGUCUCCUUCAGAGACUGUAACAAAUCUCUUAAAUUCCCCCUUUUGGUAAACACAUUUGGGACGACCCAUGAAAUGUGUCUGUGUGUGCAUGUGGGUGCGAAAUAAAUAGUUGUAUCUUGGCACCGGCAAUACAGGCCAUAAACCUGACUUGAAUAUCAUAGAUCUUAUUUGGUUUGUCUUAGAAGUUUGGCGGGUGAUGUAUUAUGGCAAGAGACAUUUUUGAUGUCUCUCUCUAGAGUUCUUAAUCUCUUCAUUUUGGAAAUCUACCACCAUAAGCAGAGCCAUAAGGGCUAUUUGUCUACCCUGACACACGAAUUACGUAUUGACCUACCCCAGUUAAAGGCCUUUUCCUUUCAUUGUAACUCCAUUUUAGUACUCAUCACACAUGGGUUAGGUGUAUAUAUGUAUACCACUGACUGCAGUUGCUGACCAAAGUUAACCUACUACUUGCCUACUGGCUAAAUCAAUCAAUGAAAAAUGUAUCAAUCCAAGAUCAAUGAUAUAAAUAAUUAUGGGAAAAUAAAUUAUGGGCAGAAAAACUCAUCUUUCAUUGAAUCAGUUGGCUUAUUCAUCACAAAACCAUUUGUUGCAAAUUAUUUUAAUGAUUACUUCAUUGGUAAAAUGGGCAAACCUCGGCAGUAUAUGCCAACAACGAACAGUGAGCCAUCGUAUUCAUGCAUAAAAAAACAAAUAAUGAAAGAAAAGCAUUGUAAGUUAGAAUUUUGUAAAGUUUGUUUUGUUUUUGUCCACAUGCAGCACAUGCAGGACCUUCUGACCUUAAGAGCUCUGUGACCCAGGGAGUGUGCCCCACUCCGGGCUGCAGGGGCAUGGGCCACAUCAAAGGGGCCAAAUACACAGGACACCACAGGUAAGACAACCGUUGAUGACAACACUGUCUGACACUAUGGCCCGGUCCAGUAACGUGUGUGUGUGUGUGUGUGUGUGUGUGUGUGUGUGUGUGUGUAUAUAUAUGUAAAAGUAGUGCACUAGUCCUGUAUUAGCAGACCGAUAUACCCAUCUGUAACGCGAGCAAAAAAUGAUCCCCCCCCCCCCCCCAGCACCCCCACCCCCAAACAUCUUCCUGUGGCCUAAGUGUUGAAUAAAAAGUGCCCUGUCAACGCUCUCAUAAAAACAGCAGCUCUUUGCUGUAUUCAUUGACAGUCUGUCUCUAGUCAUGGUUUUUAAAAGUUUAGAAAUCUCACUGUAUCAACUUUGCUGUAGCUUUUAUUUACACCAGCUACGUUACUGCAGACAAAUCUGAGCAUUCCGAUUGGCUAGCGGUAGCCCUAUAUUGCACUUGAUUUGCUCUCUGGGUCCGCCAGGAAGGCGGGUUUGUACCUUCAGACCAAUUAAAUGGUUCAGAAUGGGAACAAUUCACAUACGUGGCGUGCAGGGCAGCUGAUUCGGGUGCACCUACCGCCAACAGUACGAGAUGAAUAAAAUAAAAAUGGGAACGUUGUUGUUUUUUUCAGAAAUGUGCGAUCAACCGGUUGGUUGGUGACCACUGGCCUAGAUUAAAAAUAGCAUUAUUACAAUCUUUUUUUCACUGGCCCAAGCUGCCCACUGACUGGGAUGAUUGACUGGCCCGGAGGGUUUCCAAAACCUCUCCUGUAUGUUGAGCCCUGACACACUCAGACAGGGGCAUUCCCAUGCCUUUGUUGCCUCUUCGGAAAGUCGGUUUAUUUUGGUUAAUUGCACAUUACUCUUUUAAAUAAAUCAUGACGAUAAAAAAAAAAAAGUAAUUGUGAACCAAUAACUAACGUGACCAGAUAAAACAUAUUUUCAUUGGCACCCUUGCGACCAAUUAAAAAAUGUGUUGCUCUGCCAAGUCAAACGGUCGCAAAUGUGACCAUUCUGGUCGCAGUAUCGAACUCCGGAUAGGCUUGGAAGGACGUUCAGCAUAUUGCUUUAUACUUAUCAAAUCCAUUCUGGUAGUAGCUAAGGAUGGUUUGUGCCAGACCUAUGCCCAGCUUGGCUUUUCUGAUAGAAUGUCACCAUUGUUUAGGGGCGUCAUUAUUUUUGCUCAAUUUGCUGUUUGUUCCAUUGAGAUCCAGAUUAGAAAGGGCUAAUACCUCCAUGUGAAGGUAUUAUCCACCAGCAGCUGGCGUUGGCAAGGUGGGAUGUGGACGACCAUUGUCAUUGGGUAAUAGAUAAGCUGAUGUAAAUGCAGCGUUGCAUGGCCGAACGGUAGCGCUAGGCUAGCUGACUUGGACUGCUCUAUGGGAGGGAGUGAGGGCUGCAGCCAGCUGGGCCCUAAGCAUUUAAUCCAGGGGAGCCAGAGGUUGGAGGAGUGCCUCCACAAAGGGGAGGAUGGAGGAGAAGCACUCCUGGCCAGAGUUCACUCACAGAGCUCACACACCAGCGAGUGAGCAGCCUGGAAAAAAGCCAACCCUGUAGCCUUCUCUCUCUCUCUCUCUCUGUCUCUCUCUGAGCAUCUGUCUGUCUGAGCAUCUGUCUGAGGAUUCAACUCUCCACUUCUCUGUCUCUGUCUCUCCCUCCCCCUGAGCAUCUGCCUGAGGAUUCAACUCUCCACCUCUCUCCCUCUCCCUCCCCCUGAGGAUUCAACUCACCCUCUGCUAUUUUUGCUAUCUCUGCUACCCUCUGCUAUCUUUCAAGGAUGUAAUCAACGCUGAAUGUAAUGAGAGUAGACCGUGCAUAUUUUUCUCUCCCGCCCAUCUCCUCUAGCCACAGUGGGAUCCUCCUGAAAGACCAAUGUUCUCUCCCGCCCAUCUCCUCUAGCCACAGUGGGAUCCUCCUGAAAGACCAAUGAUUACAAUGGCUCCUGACCAACUCCUCAUCUGCAGUACCAUUCUACGUAUAAAACCCUGCUGCUGCAGAAAAAAAGAAAUCCACCACGUUGUAGAAACCCAACCUCCUUAGCAACUCAUUUGAAUCCCAUAUGCAUGAAUUAACAUGAACUCAGAACUUCAGCUUUAUGAGUAGCAUUUGUGGCUAGAAAUGUCAUCACUUCUUUUGUUAUGACAGACUUAAAUAUGUCUCUCUCUGAAAGGUGUCCUUUAAGAUCUUUGUGUAGUUUUCUCCCUAUUGACUUUGUUAAAAAGGUAAACACGACACUCACUAACUCACUCACACACACACACAACUGUAUUCAGUCAUUUCUGUAGUACAUAUAAAAAAAACGGAAAGCUACUGUAUUUAAUACCCCAGCACGGCAUUAUGCUCCAGCAGCCUCAAUAUAUUAUUUUUAAUUCCAGAGCCGUUAUUGGUGACGAGGUAAUGUUAUCCUGGUGUGAAGUUUGGUAUUAGCUUGGAGAUUUCGUGAUGAGAUAGCCGGAGUUCAUCUACUGCUCGAGCGAGCAUUAUGCAAUCUCAUUACCCCACGUGAAUAUUUAUAAAACUGUGCAUUUACUUGGAAGAAAAAAAAAAGAAAAGAAAACGUGUAUGCCUUUUAGCAUUUUUAUACAUUAUAUUGGUUCUUUAACAUUUUGACCUUAAAGUGUCAGCUCAUGAGGUCGCACAAAGACUAGUCAUGUUGAAUUCCAUUGAGAUCACAUUGAGAUAACAUGUGAAUGGAAAGGGCCCACUUCGGCUCUUUCCUGAACUUCAGAACAAUCCAGCACGACCCUUUCCUCAAAUUGAUCUUAUCUCUUAUCUGCAGUGGAGGAAAGGACAUCGAGUGCGGUGACAGACCCCUCUCUGAACACAGUCAUUUUAGCUUCUCAACGCUCACUACUGCUGCUGCACUCUAUUUCUGAGCUCCUCCUGCUUCAGUCGCCAGUAGUUCUGCUGUCCCAUCAUGCAUCAUUCCAUUUUAAUGAACACGAGCGUUGUGGAUUUCCACAGCGGGCGUCAACAUAAAUUGUCUCGUCCCGGGCUUAAAGUCUCCAGUCUGCUGAAGGAUCAGUUCCAAUACCCUUAUCAAAAAUUUACAUAACUAUAUGUUUCUCCUUGGUCCGCGCUACGGUUUAGUUGGUCCCAAGGCAGUUAGAGGGGGAGAGUGUGUGUGUGUGAAGUCGAUUUAUGGCAUCAGAUGCAGGUGUGUGUGAGGGGAACACAUUGUGGUAGCAGCUCAGCAGUAAACACAUAAUAACUUGAUUAAUUACUGUAUCUGUGAGGUACGUAAAUAACAAAAACAGAUUUGGCCGUUGUGUGUCUUUCUCUGUCCAACACGGCUGGAUUUACCUCAGUGUCCUUCCAACAGAGCUCUCUCUCUCUCUCUGUGGCUCUUAAGUCUUCUUAUCUACUCCUGUUUCCAGUGGAAUUCGUUAAAUUCAGGGCCAGACUUAAGAUGCGUAGAGGGAGCUGGGCUUAUGGACUGUGAUGGAGCGUGAAGGCUGUGUGAUGGUGUUAGAGGAACCUCUUCUUUGUCUUCUUCCUAGCUGUGUCUACCAGUGUUUCCUCUACCAUUUAUAGGCGGGUACGCCCCCCCCCCAGUUAGCUCUGUUGGCCCCCAGCUGACAGAGUUUGGCCACUUAGUUGACAGUUCUUGCCUGGAUGUUGCUUUGGGGGUGCCCAGCCUUGAAAGUAAUCAUGGGGGAAACAUGUAUAACAAACUAGAGUGGUUGGCCCUCAACCCAGUGACUUGCUUCAGUUGCUUGCUGUGACACUUAUGGUGACCCCCUCCUCCACUCGUUGCUGUAUUUUGUCGGUCAUGGUUGGCCAGCUUUGCAGCCAGCAGAAUGUGAGAGUUGUCAACUGUAUCUGUAAAUCUGUACUCUCCCACUGUUAGCCAAGGCCUUAAAGGGAUACUUUAGGAUUUUGGCAAUGAGGCCCCUUAUCUACUUCCCUAGAGUCAGAUGAACUCGUGGAUGCCAUUUUUAUGUCUCUGCAUGCAGUUUGAAGGAGGUUGUUAACUAGCACUAGCGCUAUUGCUAGCAGAUACCAUAGACCAGGGUUCUUCAAUUCCGGUCCUGGAGGGCCGAAACACCUCUGUUUUUCAUCCUCUCCUUCUAAUCAGGGGCUAAUUCAGACCUGGGACACCAGGUGAGUGCAAUUAACUACCAGGUAGAAAUAAAAAACAGAAGUGUUUCGGCCCUCCAGGACCGGAAUUGAAGAACCCUGCCAUAGACUUUCAGUCAUUGUGCUAACGCUAGUUAGCAUUGGCUCGCAAAACUACCUCUAACUUCCAUCAUACUGGACGCAGAGACAUAAAAAUGGUACCCACGAGUUCAUCUGGCUCUGGGGAGUUACAGCCUCAACUUGAAAGAAGUGGAGUCAGCUAAUUCUGCAGAUGGGGCUGCGGGUCCCCUCAAGCCUGUGUGGAAAGGUAACAGUGUACUACACAUCCUUGUAUUAUUAAGGGCAGUGAAUUUGAGGUAUUACUAAAUCUUUCAUCACCAAUGUUCUCUUAGUCAGUCACGGGGUGUGUGUGUACCUGUGUGUCUAAGUGCGUACCUGCAUUAUUUUGUGUUUGUGCGUACUUGUGUGUGAGUGAGUGUUUUACGAGAACAGCGUCCCCUUUCCAGGCAGCCAGCCAGCUGGAGUUCCAUCCCCAGAUGUGAAUAAGUUAAGUCCCAAAAAAUAAAGUGACACAGCAUCAAGCUAAUUAGUCACAGCACCCUCAGGGUGGCCUUUCCAAAAAUCCAAAGGCAUUAGACAAAUGUCAAUGGAAAAAAAUGGGGUUUCUCUGUCUGUCUCUCUGUCUCUGUCUCUGUCUCUCUCUCUCUGUCUCUCUGUCUCUGUCUCUGUCUCUCUGUCUCUGUCUCUGUCUCUCUCUCUCUGUCUCUGUCUCUCGCUGUCUGUCUGUCUCUGUCUCUCGCUCUGUCUCUCUCUGUCUCUCUGUCUCUCUCUCUGUGUCUCUGUCUCUCGCUCUGUCUCUCUCGCUCUCUGUCUCUCGGUCUCGCUUUCUUUCACUCCAUUUCAUACUUCAUUUGCUGCAUUCUCUAAUUUCUUCAUCCCAUUUGUUGGCCUCUUCAUUGUGGUUUGUCUUGUUUAUGUCGUCUUGUUGUUGCCGUGAGUCACGGUCCAAAGUGGAAUUCGUUAAACUGAACCAAAAGAUGCAUGAGCGGGGGAGGGAAGGAGAGGAGUUGAAUCCUCAGACAGACGGAGAGAGCUAGCCUCUGAAUUUCUAAAGCAGUGAUUUUCUGCAGAAAAGGUGCUCUGGCUCAGCAAAGCCUAGAGAUGCAUAUAAUUAAAUACUUUGAGCAGCCACACAAUAGCAAUGUGUCUCUACUCUUUACUGUUUCUGGUUGGCCUGGACCUCAGCACCACACGCUGAGCAGUUUUUACACUGGCUUUCUCCACAUGGUCAUUUUGAAGGGCUGGUUUGACUAAUACGCUGUGACAGGCCAGGCCAAAUGAACCCUCACACACAAACAUGUCCUGCUGCUGCAUCCUGGGCUGGCCGGCUGAGAAGGGCUUUUAAAGUAUCGACAGGCUUGAGGCCCUUUCUUUUCUCCCUCUUUAUCUUCCUGGCUCAGUCUUUCUGUCUACUUUUCUCUCUCUCACUGUCACUCUCUCUCACUGUCACUCUCUCUCACACUGUCUCUCUCUCUCACUGUCUCUCUCACACUGUCUCUCUCUCUCACACUGUCUCUCUCUCUCUUUCUCACACUGUUUCUCUCUCUCACUCACUCCUCCCUUCUUAUUUUUCUCCUCUCCACAGUGCCUUCGGCUGUCCCUACUCUGACAUCAACAUGAAGAAGGAGGUCGUGCUGCCUGACCGGCUGGGUGGCGAGAAGCAGAUCACCUUUGUCCCUGUACACUUUGUCCAGAAGACCAAGAGGCUGUGCACCGCCGACGACCAGGAGCAAGCCACGCCACCUCGGGAUGUUCCCAUGGAGACCAGGUGAGGGGGUGUGAUGUCAUUGUGAUGAUGUGUCAAGAUGGCCAGCUGGCCCUGUUUGAAAAUGGUUAAAAUGCUUCCUUCCAUCCUCACUAAUCUAGCAUGAUAGGAUAGGUGAAAGCAACAGUUCCACUUCAUAGCUUUCACCCAUUCAGACAUGUCAGAUAUAAGUGAUGACUUCAAGGAGUGGAGGAAGAAAGGAUGCAUUUUCGAAGUCUUUAAACACUGUGUCAGUGUCGCCACCCAACUGAGAUUUCUAAUUGAAACUGCCUACAGCCUUGGAAGGAGAGGAGACUUGGCUAAAUGUAAUCCAAUGUUUCAUGUUCCACUGAGGGGACCUGAUACUGUUCUAAACUAGCAAAAUAACAGCUGUCGUGACAUUUUUAAGGCUUUAUCUAAAAGGCAUAACGGAGGACUGCACGCCACUCUCUGCAAAUUCCAAGGUUAGAAUGUUUCCAUCAAGCGAUGGAGACGAGGCAGAUCACGUUUUGUUGGCUUCUCUGACGUUUAAGAAGUUUAAGGGCGGUGAAUUGCAUUUUUCCACAGUGUCCACAGCAGAUACAUAAGCGUUUAGUAUCAGAAGCGUUUGGUUAAACGCCGACUCAGCACCGCUGAUCAGCUUAGUUUACACGCUGCUCAGAGGGAUUUUCUGCAAUUGCAUUGGGUCUGCUCCAUUUAUCUAGGCCUGGUCGGGCUGUGGAUGGCUAGCCCGCCAGAGUUUACAGUAGGAAACUUGUCAAGUUUAAAGCCGAGCGGGAACGGUUUUAAUAUAAAACAAACACGAUUUAUCAACUCCGCUUUUUUAAAUUCCCGUCAGAGGCGUCUUUAAUGUGUCAGAUGUAAUGUCAGAUUUGAAAUUUCACAUGUUGGGCUGUUUAGAGAAGCUAAUUAAAUUGAUGCUGUGUUUGUGAUAUGAUUUUGAAUGGUGUCAAGUUGUGGUACCUGCCAAAGACUCUCUUUAAGAGUAGACUUGUGGUUACUCAUGAGGAUGUACUGAAGAUGUUACGUUCAAGGUCAGCAUUUGCUUUAUUGAUUCAUCAAUCAUUUACAGUACAUGAAAAUGUUUCCUUAAAAUGUUUUAUAUUUUGAUCUGGUCGUAUAGUACAAAAGCAAGACCAUUUGAACUCCUGCACGCGUCUCUCAGUAUGGACUACGGAGGCAUCUACCUGUUGAGGGUGUCUAGCCACUAGUCUUACAGCAUCCAAAAACAGUUCUGUGUUAUUAUUCCACUGUAGUACUGAUAAAAACAUUUGUUCAUGCUAUGGCAACACUGUAACGUGUGGUUGUAUCCAGUUGAGCCCAUAUUCGUGUCUUUUAGCAGAGAGUGUCCUCACCUGAACUUCAUGCCACCUGUUAAACACACAUUUGAUCUUUAAAUAAUUCAAAUCAACUAUAUGUAGACGUCCCACAUCUCCUCUAAGGCUAUUUCCAGUCCCUGUUGAUUUUCUGACCGCCUGCCUGUCUGUGUAGCUGUCUUUCUAAUGUUCAUCCUCCUGUUCUCUUUUCCGUCUCUGUUCACUGCCCUUUCGCUCUCUCUCCAUCUCUCACUAUAACCUCUCCCUUUUUUAUCCUCUUUAUCUCUCCCCCUGCCCACACACCCUCUCUAUCUCUCUCUCCCCUCUCUCGCUCUCUCUCUCUCAGGGCAACGCUGUCGGGUUACGAGGGGGCUGCUCGUCUCAGAGGUCGUCCCCCAGCCAACCCC
Coregonus sp. 'balchen' is the source of this 38175-nucleotide messenger RNA. The record is from the annotation of a GenBank genome assembly. Lineage: Eukaryota; Metazoa; Chordata; Actinopteri; Salmoniformes; Salmonidae.